GUGCUUAGCACAUAAACCUAAGUCCUGUUCGAAACCGUCUCUCACACCAGCUUUCGUCUUUCAGCAAUGGCCGCCACCACUACAACCACUUCCUUUAAAGCCGCACUCCUUUCUACACCGUCGAUAUCUUCAUCGACCAAAUCAACCGUCCUCAAACCACGCUUUACAUCAUCAUCGUCCUCACGGUAUUCGCCGAUUCCAAAAUCACUGAUAGCUCAUCAUGUCUCUACAAAGACCAACGCCAUCGUCGCCAAGAUGGGGACAGUCCCUUCGCCAGUUUCUGAGACGACAUCGCUUGACUUCCAUACCUCCGUUUUCCAGAAAGAAAAGAUCUCUCUUGCUGGUCACGAAGAGUACAUUGUGAGAGGAGGACAGCAUUUAUUCCCUUUAUUGGAUGAUGCUUUUGAGGGAAUCAAACAGAUUGGUGUUAUUGGUUGGGGUUCUCAGGGGCCAGCUCAAGCACAGAAUCUGAGGGAUUCUCUUGCAGAGGCAAAAUCUGAUGUUGUUGUGAAGAUUGGGUUGAGGAAAGGCUCUCGCUCCUUUGCUGAAGCCCGUGCUGCAGGAUUUACUGAAGAGAACGGAACUCUGGGGGACAUAUGGGAAACUGUUGCUGGAAGUGAUCUCGUGUUAUUGUUGAUCUCUGAUUCUGCACAGGCGGAUAAUUAUGAAAAGGUCUUCUCCCACAUGAAGCCAAAUAGCAUCCUUGGGCUUUCCCAUGGAUUUCUUCUUGGCCAUUUACAAUCGUUGGGGCUUGAUUUUCCUAAGAACAUCAGUGUAAUUGCUGUCUGCCCGAAGGGAAUGGGACCUUCUGUGAGGAGGCUUUAUGUUCAGGGAAAAGAGAUAAAUGGCGCUGGAAUUAAUGCUAGUUUUGCUGUCCAUCAGGAUGUUGAUGGUAGAGCUACAGAUGUGGCCUUGGGAUGGUCGGUUGCCCUUGGUUCUCCUUUUACAUUCGCCACCACAUUAGAGCAGGAAUACAAAAGUGACAUUUUUGGGGAGAGAGGCAUCUUGCUAGGUGCUGUUCAUGGGGUUGUUGAAUGCUUGUUUAGAAGGUAUGUGGAGGAUGGAAUGAGUGAAGAAUUGGCUUACAAAAACACUGUUGAGUGCAUAACAGGAAUUGUGUCAAAGACCAUUUCAACAAAGGGUAUGCUAGCUGUAUACAACUCAUUGUCCGAGGAAGGCAAAAAGCGAUUUGAGGCCGCUUACAGUGCCUCAUAUUAUCCUUGCAUGGAAAUCCUAUAUGAGUGUUACGAAGAUGUUGCAAGUGGAAGCGAGAUUUGCAGUGUUGUUUUGGCUGGGCGUCGGUUUUAUGAAAAGGAGGGUCUACCUGCCUUCCCUAUGGGUAAAAUUGAUCAGACACGGAUGUGGAAAGUUGGUGAGCGUGUCCGAGCAACUAGAGCGAAAGAUGAUUUAGGUCCACUGUGCCCUUUCACUUCUGGGGUUUUUGUGGCGCUAAUGAUGGCACAGAUCGAGGUCUUGAGAAAGAAGGGCCACUCGUACUCAGAAAUCAUCAAUGAGAGUUUGAUUGAAGCUGUUGAUUCCUUGAACCCCUUCAUGCAUGCUCGAGGAGUUUCUUUCAUGGUUGAUAACUGUUCCACAACCGCACGAUUGGGAUCAAGAAAAUGGGCUCCACGUUUUGAUUACAACCUUACUCAACAAGCAUUCGUAGCAGUGGAUUCAGGUGCUCCCAUCAACCAGGACCUGAUAAGCAACUUCUUAUCUGAUCCUGUUCAUGAAGCUAUCGAAGUCUGUGCAAAGCUAAGACCUACUGUUGAUAUAUCAGUGCCCCCAGAUGCAGAUUUUGUUCGUCCUGAAUUGCGCCAGUCUAGUUAGACUGGAAGAGAAUAUUUUCUCAUGGACGAGGCUGUUUUGCAGUAAAUCUUAUUUUAGUUUUGCUACAUGUGAAGAGGAGGAUAAGUUUUUAUGGCUGUCUUAGUUUGUGUUUGGUUUAAGAGGAGGAUAAGUUUCUAUGACCUGUUAGUUUAUGUUUGGUUUAAAAGAAUUAUGUAAGGUGAACUUAAGAUUCAUGAGUUGCUUAUCUGCAAAUGGUAUGCUUGGCCUAGCCUGUUCAGUA
Gossypium raimondii (Peruvian cotton) is the source of this 2071-nucleotide messenger RNA. RefSeq names its product ketol-acid reductoisomerase, chloroplastic. NCBI's taxonomy places the organism in Eukaryota, Viridiplantae, Streptophyta, Magnoliopsida, Malvales, Malvaceae. The record is from RefSeq and is a predicted model, not a curated record. Gene Ontology annotation, molecular function: ketol-acid reductoisomerase activity. Gene Ontology annotation, biological process: L-valine biosynthetic process. Bases 67 to 1830 code for a protein of 587 amino acids. Gene Ontology annotation, cellular component: chloroplast; mitochondrion. The transcript is spliced from 10 exons.